Molecule: messenger RNA, 3306 nt
Organism: Aspergillus ruber CBS 135680
Lineage: Eukaryota; Fungi; Ascomycota; Eurotiomycetes; Eurotiales; Aspergillaceae
Gene: ptpA
Product: putative protein tyrosine phosphatase (Pyp1)
Exons: 4
Coding region: 1-3306 (1101 amino acids)
Biological process (GO): protein dephosphorylation
Molecular function (GO): protein tyrosine phosphatase activity
Source: RefSeq, a predicted model, not a curated record
AUGUCCGCCAUGACAGGACCGAGGCAUUCUCCUUCGUCCCCGUGGCAUCAAGAUACUCAAAACCAGCCACUUGCCAGUGCAGGCACUAGUCACCAUCACACUGUGUCAGGCCAUUUGAGUCCUAACUACUUUGCCAUUGGCGCAAAUGACGCUAGCAACCCACAUGAUUUGAAGCAAAGUUUCCAUACAAGGAAUAAUUGGGAUAUAGCUUCUCAGCCCCACACCCAAUCAUCAGUCCCCAGUCAAAGACCGCAACUACUACCCCAGAAGUCAGUCUAUGAGGACAUCCAGGGCGAUUAUAUGAGAGGUCCCACUGUGAACGAAAAUGAUCGCAGAACGUCUGUCUUACACGGCCUACCAUGGAAUCCCGAGUUGCAGAAGACAAAUUCAUCCGAACGGACUAUCAACUUACAUUCGAGCCCUCGGAAUUCAUAUUUUCAGGAACCAGAACAUACAAUUCGAAACAGCCAUAGGCCAGAUGUAUCUCGGAUCGAUGGUUUGCGCCCGCAGGAUUCAAUGCAACAGACAUCCGGCCAGGCCCGUCCUUUUCAGUUGUCAUUUCAGGGUGGGUUGGCAAACACUGGUUCGCGCCAAAAUACGCCCGAACCCGGGUUUCAGACAUCGCAUCCUGCUCACGGGGUCAACUUCGCGUCCGCCGAGCGUUGCGCCGAGUUAGUCAUAUCAGCCCAUCGGGAAUCAAUAUUCUUGGAUGUGCGUCCAUUUACGCAUUUUGCGCAGUCUAAUAUCAGAGGAUCGCUGAAUCUUUGCAUCCCAACCACCCUCAUCAAGCGACCCUCGUUCGACACACGGAAGUUGGAGAACACAUUUACGGAUGAUAGCGCGAAGACGAAAUUUGCGAGAUGGAGACACUGUCGCUACAUUGUCGUUUAUGAUGCCGCUACAGCUGAUCCGAAGGACGCGGGGCCACUAUCAAAUCUGCUGAAGAAGUUCACGGCUGAGGGAUGGGAGGGUGAAGCGAUGAUCCUAAAAGGUGGUUUCAAGACGUUCUCGAACUGCUUCCCCGGCCUCACGCAAAAUAAGCAAGGGGAACAAUUGCAGACGGCAAAAAAGGCUGCCCCGAAGAAGCCAACUUCAAUGCAUAUCAGUCUUCCGGCCGUUGCUCCAGUCGCCGGUGGGUGCGCUUUGCCGGAGUCAUCCGCCACAGUCAUCCCCUUUUUCGGGAAUAUUCGCCAACACAUGGAUCUUUUAGGUGGUGUUGGGCAGAUCUCUCUUCAACUUCCUAGGCAGUUAACUGAGUCAAAAAGACGGUUGUUACCCUCCUGGCUACGGGAUGCUUCGAAUCCCAAUGAUCAAGGCCACAGUGUCUCGCAAAAAUUCUUGAAGCUCGAAGAAAAGGAGUUGGAGCGAAUGAAGCAGGCGUUCUCCUAUGGAUCGACUGUCGAUGCUACCUCAUCGAAAAAAUAUCGCAUCGCAGGCAUUGAAAAGGGGACAAAGAAUAGGUACAACGAUAUCUAUCCAUUUGAUCAUUCUCGUGUUCAACUUCAAAAUGAACCAACCGGUGGCUGCGAUUAUGUGAAUGGAAAUCAUUUGAAAGCCGAAUACAGCAACAGAAGUUAUAUAGCGACCCAGGCCCCUGUGCCGGAUACAUUCAACGAUUUCUGGCGCGUUGUCUGGGAGCAAGAUAUCAGAUUAGUUGUUGCACUCACCGCAGAAUUUGAACGGGGCCAAGUGAAGUGUCAUCCGUACUGGGAGUCCGGGAUGUAUGGGCCUCUUCAGGUCAAAAACUUCUCGCAAAGAUAUGUCUACAUGGAUAGGCCGGGUUCAUCAUUGGCAAACGAUUCCGGCAUAAAACCAUCGGCGGCGCAAGUCGACUCCAAUCAACAAAAUGAGGGUGACGAUCCUUGCAUUAUUGUCAGACACUUUGAACUAUUCCAAUUAUUGAUUAAACGCUCAUUUCGGCAAUUGUAUGGUGCAGAGUUCCGCGCAAGUUGCCAGGCAUUCGGUUUCGAGUCUCAGGAAAUUGAUGUUCAAGCCUCAUCUCUUGCGCCUUCCGGGAAUACGAGUCUUACACUUGCCGCCAAGGGCCAAUCCGAUGUAUUCCUCUUUCAAGCUGAGGGCAAAGGAUUUAUUUCACCCCGGGCUCGACUGAAAGUGCCAGAACAGUAUGAGCAGCAAUUGGGGGUAAUGGAAGUGCUCAAGACGACCGUUCGUGGGGAGCGUGAUGUUUACGUCCUUUGUCGGUUUACGCCCAAUAUAAAUGAAGAUGGUCCAGAUGCAGAUCAUCCGUUUGUUCAACAGGCACUACAGUCGAGGCAUUAUAGGAUGGUCGUUCUGUUUCAUUUUGAAAUACAGUCAUCUAACUAUCAUAUCCGGACGUGCUAUUUACCGGAUCACUCUGAAUAUGAGGCCUUGGCCAUUGCGGUUGCCGACAGGGACACAUUUGCUAUAUCCUGGCAACAUCCUCGAGAUGAUCAUGAUUUUGAUGUUGUCCUGUACAAUGUAACGGAUGAGGUACCUGAUAAGGAUACAAAUAUAAUCGAAAUCAAUUACGAAUCGUCAAAUCUUAUUGAUGAAAGCAGACCGCGCCCAGUUGGAGGGCCAGUAAUAGGCCUUAGCUUCAACGACAGAUCAAGUCAACUACUUUACUACCACCGGGCACAAACUUUAUAUGGGUCUUAUCAACAUCUGUCGACAUUUGACCUACAUCGGAAUACAAGCACGGUGCAGUUUUCUGAUUCCUUGAGUCUUCCUUUCUCAAUCUCAAUUCCGUUUUUUGGCACGCACAAAACACUCCCCCGCAACGGUAACCCAAUGUGUAAUUGGAGGUAUCUCUCUUUCGGAAUCGCCAAACAUCGAGAAGAGAACUGGACUGUUGCGUGCUUAUUGAAGUCUGAGACAUUCUGCCAAUCCCGCAACUGCGGGCAUGUUUUGAACCUUGACCGCGGACGACGACUAUCUGGAUGGACAAUAAUUGGGCACCUCUGCGACUAUCAAGUUCCAACAAGCUCCCUCGGUGGCAUUGUUGCUGCUUCACCUGGCGGCACGCGCAUCGCAAUGGCCAACUGGAAUAUCAUCUACGUCUGGGCAUUGGAGCCUAAUGUACUUAUCGGAGAGAACAGCGAUGACUUCUAUCGACCAUCUUCGCGAUCAGAAAAUACUGGGGCGGUCGAAUUACAGCCCAUUGUCCUUCCACUAGAAGCUGUUUGUUUCAAGCUGCGAUUCAUGGAAAAUGAAGACGAGUUGUUAGCCCUCACAGAUCGCGGCCUGAUGUACUGGGACAUCAGCCCGUUGGCUAAAGGUGAAAAGACGAUUCAUCACUGGUCCUACAAUGGCUUGCUUGCUUGA